This is a messenger RNA of Ostrinia furnacalis (Asian corn borer), 1871 nucleotides long. RefSeq names its product tyrosine-protein kinase-like otk. Gene Ontology annotation, molecular function: ATP binding; protein tyrosine kinase activity; cell-cell adhesion mediator activity. Gene Ontology annotation, biological process: dendrite self-avoidance; protein phosphorylation; homophilic cell-cell adhesion. The transcript has 14 exons. Gene Ontology annotation, cellular component: axon; plasma membrane. The annotation marks the transcript as partial. The record is from RefSeq and is a predicted model, not a curated record. Lineage: Eukaryota; Metazoa; Arthropoda; Insecta; Lepidoptera; Crambidae.
AGACCCACCACUCUGCACAUAGGAUCAGAUCUCAUAAAGGAAGAAGACAUCGUGCUGCCAAUGACGGCAAACUCCGUUUCGAGCCAGAGCCGUACAGCAAGAAACUGGAGCUGAACAGUUCAGGCAAGAUCCACUGCAAGGUCGCUGGUGGAGUGGCACCCACUGUGCAAUGGUAUUUGAACGAAGACGACCCUCUCCCAGAGGGUAUAUCGUCAUCCAACGGGACCCUAGUGGUAGUGGACGCCUCCAGACGCCAUGCUGGGAAGUACACCUGCAAGGCUGUGGAUGGGGACCAUUCCAUAGCGGCUGACAUCACUCUGGAUAUUGUUGUGUCACCACGAGUAAUCGAACCCGCGUCCGGCCAGCAAACGCACGUGUCCGUUGGGGACACAGUGGUACUGAACUGUAGAGCCACAGGAGACCCGCAUCCCACCACCCAGUGGGACAGAAACCGGACCAUGCUGAAGUUACAACAAGAAGGCGUCGAUGUUGAGGGCGGAGUAAAUGCUUCCACUGCAAGGGUGCUUCUCCUAAACAACGGGACCCUACUCAUAAAGAACGCGACGGAGCGUGAUUCGGACCGGUACGGCUGUAUAGCGGGCAACGCAGCCGGCUUGGCCAGGAAUGAAUUGGUGCUGACUGUUCACCCUGAAGGCGAACUACCACCAGCGGAAUCCACUGGGGUAGGCGGCAAAGCAGUGGUGGUCUCCAUAUCAGUAGCAGCCGCGUAUAUGCUGCUAGUCCUGGCUUUGAUGUUCUACUGCAGAAGGAGACGGCUGCAGAGGCGACAGAGAGGUCAGAUGAGUGUUAUGACGUCACUGCUUGUAGGUGUCUCCAUAUCAGUAGCAGCCGCGUAUAUGCUGCUAGUCUUGGCGCUGAUGUUCUACUGCAGAAGGAGACGGCUGCAGAGGCGACAGAGAGGCGAAAAAGAAGAAUUAGAGAUGGCAGAAGGCAGAGAGAAGUUGGUAGAAGAAGAAGAAGACAAACAGAAGAUUGGCAACGGCGCUCCCGUGCAGAACGGCCGGCUGCUACCCCACGAUAGGGAUAGCGGUGCGGACAACUCAGAAGUGUCGGGGGUGUCCCGCGCUUCAAAGAAGUCGGGACAGUACGACCAUCUUACUGUCCCGAGGGGCUUGCUGACCGAACUAGUGACGCUUGGUCGUGGAGAAUUCGGCGAGGUGUCACUAGCGAAGAUAGACGUGAACCAAGUGCGGAAGCUUCGCAAGAAAGAGGUGGAAAACGCGGAGCCGAUCAUGACUCAUGUUUUGGUGAAGGCUUUGACAGCUAAGGACGAGGUACAACUGGCCGAGUUUCGGCGGCAACUGGACUUAUUCGGCCGAAUCCGCCACGAGAACAUAGUCCGGCUCAUCGGCCUAUGCAACGAUGCCGAACCACACUAUAUGUUGCUGGAACACACUGAGUGGGGCGACCUAAAGAACUUCCUAAUCGCCACCCGGACCCCAGAAGAGUCCGAAGAGUACCUCUCCCGAGCGGGCACCGCGCACCCGCGGCCCGUGGUCUCUCGGGCCGCGCCGCCGCUGUCCGCGCAGCAUCGGGCGUUGCUUGCUGCUCAUUUGGCAGCCGCCGCCAGCCGCUUGGCUGGGAAACGUCUCACCCACAGCGUUAUUAUCAUCAUCCUCAUCACCAUUACCACCUUCAUCAUCAUCAUCAUCAUUCCUACUCCUACUAAAGACCAUCACCACCAUGAUCACGAGUCCGAAGAGUACCUCUCCCGGGCGGGCCCCGCGCACCCGCGGCCCGUGGUCUCUCGGGCCGCGCCGCCGCUGUCCGCGCAGCAUCGGACGUUGCUUGCUGCUCAUUUGGCAGCCGCCGCCAGCCGCUUGGCUGGGAAACGACUUACGCACAGGUGA